This is a messenger RNA of Musca domestica (house fly), 2531 nucleotides long. RefSeq names its product DDB1- and CUL4-associated factor 7. NCBI's taxonomy places the organism in Eukaryota, Metazoa, Arthropoda, Insecta, Diptera, Muscidae. Gene Ontology annotation, cellular component: nucleus. The transcript has 5 exons. Bases 696 to 1727 code for a protein of 343 amino acids. Gene Ontology annotation, molecular function: protein binding. The record is from RefSeq and is a predicted model, not a curated record.
ACGAAUCCCUAGUCGCAUAUAUAUACAUUCAUUUUCGGCUUGCAGGCGUCCGAUUAAAAAAUAUCUUUUUAAAUAUAAAAAUCAAUGCAAAUAAUUGUGUAAAACAUCAAAAAUUCAACAUCACAUGCAUGCCCAAGUGAUGAGCAAUAGUUUGUAAAACAGAAACAACAAUUUAUGUCAUAAAUAAAUGUGAUUGCAGUGGUUUUAGCCGUCGUCGUUCAGCGUUCGAGACCCAGCAUUUUUUUUUUACUUUUUUUUGUGCAGUCCGGAACAAAAAUACAGACAAGCGGCGAAAAUGAUUUGAGCAUAAUUAAAUUGUUCAAAUAUAUUUUGGAAACAAAUAAACCUUUUUUGUCGCACCACCAUCGCCCAAUUCAUUCCUCAUCGCCAUUUAUUUCUUAUUUUUUGGUUUGUCAUAUAACCAUUCGGUCAGGUUGUCUGUUCUUUGUCGUCGCCACUCAGACUGAUGUGGUAAACAAAAAGUAUUGCGUUUCGACAUUCUUGUUGACGGCGAAUAAUUGGCAGGUAUUCUUCCUUCGCUUGCACUUUCACAAGCAUCAUCACGUCGACAAGCGGAACAGCAGCGGACAUUGGCAAACCGCAUUGAGUAGCAGAGUGACUAGAUUUCGACAUAAAUAAAUUAUAGCUAUCAUUAAUUUGAAACAACUCUUGACUAUCCAUCCACAGAUAUAGUUAUGUCUGCCACCGCCGGGAAACGGAAGGAAAUCUACAAAUAUUUGGCACCAUGGCCAUUAUAUUCGAUGAACUGGAGUGUUCGACCAGACAAACGCUUUCGUCUGGCUCUGGGGAGUUUCAUCGAAGAAUAUAACAAUAAAGUUCAAAUAAUAAGUCUGGAUGAAGAGACCAGCGAAUUUAGUGCUAAAAGCACUUUUGAUCAUCCAUAUCCGACAACAAAAAUUAUGUGGAUACCCGAUUCUAAGGGUAUAUAUCCCGACCUUUUAGCCACCAGUGGUGAUUAUUUACGAGUAUGGCGUGCCGGAGAACCAGAUACCCGCUUAGAAUGUGUUCUAAAUAACAACAAAAACAGUGACUUUUGUGCACCAUUAACUUCAUUCGAUUGGAAUGAGGUUGAUCCCAACUUAGUUGGAACUUCUUCAAUAGAUACGACUUGUACAAUAUGGGGCUUGGAGACGGGACAACCACAUGGUCGAGUAUAUGUGGCUGGGCAUGUAAAAACACAACUUAUAGCUCACGACAAAGAGGUAUACGAUAUUGCCUUUUCGCGGGCUGGUGGUGGUCGUGAUAUGUUUGCUUCAGUCGGUGCUGAUGGUUCGGUGCGAAUGUUUGAUUUAAGGCAUUUGGAGCAUUCAACAAUUAUUUACGAGGAUCCCACACAUACAGCUUUACUUCGUUUAGCAUGGAACAAGCAGGAUCCAAAUUAUUUGGCCACCGUAGCAAUGGACUCGUGUGAAGUUAUAAUAUUAGAUGUCCGUGUUCCUUGUACACCUGUUGCAAGACUGAGCAAUCAUAGGGCGUGUGUCAACGGUAUAGCGUGGGCGCCGCACAGUUCCUGUCAUAUAUGCACUGCCGGUGAUGAUCACCAAGCACUGAUCUGGGAUAUACAGCAAAUGCCACGUGCAAUCGAGGAUCCAAUUUUAGCUUAUACAGCUGCCGAAGGUGAAGUCAAUCAAAUUCAAUGGGGUGCAACGCAGCCCGAUUGGAUUGCAAUUUGCUAUAACAAAGCAUGUGAGAUCUUGCGUGUCUAGAGACAACAGAAUCAUCGUCACCGUAGCAAUGCUCAAAGGACGUUGUAUAUUGAACGAGUUCUCAUAUAUGCACCACCACCACAAAAACAACAGCCACAACCACAGCCACAACAAAAUUUAAUAAUAAUGAAACAAAAACAAAAAAAUCUUAUAUUAACUACUAAUACUACUACUACUAACUAUAACGAUAUAGAUAAUUAUUACUACGUACGUAUAGUCUACAAAAUGUCAUCGUCGUCGUCGUCGUCUCACAGUCAUCGUCAUUAUUGCCACUAAGAAACGAACGAAUAAUGAUCGAUAGAGAUAAUAUUUUCAAAGUGAAAUCUUAACAAUCGACACUAAGUGUGUGUGAUAUUGUUUUUUAUUUGCACACCAUAAUAAGAAAACUCGAAAAAGCAGUGAAGUAGAUUAAAAAUCGGAUAAAUAAAAACCAACCAAAAGCAAAUACACAACGUAGAAAGAAAAAAAAAAAAAAAAACAAAACAAAACAAUGCAUACACAGUUCAACAUUUGUUUUCCUCUUUGUUUGCCAAAAUUAGACGAAAAAAGUAAUCAACAGCUAAUUGAAAAUGCAAUCGCUAAGAAAAUUCAGCGAGAAUCUGUAAAGUUCUAAGAAUGUAGUUUACUUUGAAUCAUUAAUUUUAAGCGAUUUAGUUUUUAAUUCAUAAGUUUAAGAGAACAUGUAGUUUGCAAAUUAUUUAUAUACAUUUUUAUUUAUAUGUUUAUUUUAAGUGUAUAAAACAAAAAACGAAAAAUAAUAACUGAUCGUGGACAAUUUAGUUGGAAAUGCUCACAGAAUACAUA